UCCAGUCUACUCUUUUCUGCACAGAUUAUUGAGCACCACUUUUUUUUUGGGUUUUUUGCAUUGCAUAUUUCCGUGUAAAGUAUAAACAAAGUAGCAACCCCUCCACCCUGUUGAAAAGUUCCUGUUACACAAAUAGAUGCAAGUGUCCAUGGCUUUCUCUUACUAAGUAGGUAGUGGCUCAAAAUCUUGAGGUGGUGGAACUUUCAUGGUGGGUUUGAUGUUAGUUUUUGUAAUUAAAGACUGAGGAAUCAUUUCUGAUACUAGCAGAGGGGGAAAAAACAAAAGAAAUAAGAACAAAAAAAAAAAAAUCAACUCUCUAGUCAUUUCAACGAUUUGAUGUGGACUUUUUGUGUUUUGGAUGGACAUGGAUUGCCUUUGCUUUUGAUUAUUAUUUGGGUUUUUGUGGUGUGCUGAGGCAAAGGUAAAAGCAAUAGCUAUAGUUAUUCUGUUUCCUAUAGGAGAAGGAAUCUUUUUUUUUUUGAAAUUGUAAUAGGUAAAGGUGAAAUCUCAGUUCAAAGGUUUCCUCAAAUUCCAUUUUUGAAAUAGUAGACUCCUUUUUUUGGAUCUCGGAAACAGCUCAUUUCACCUGAUGUCCCUUUUUCACCAAUUUUGACUCCUGGAUUUGAAAGCUGCCUAUAAAGGGACAUCUAGUGAGAAGUAAGUUUUCUCCGGUGAUUCUGGCGGUAUAUUUACGUCUGUUUCUGCUUGUUGCCAGAUAUCAUGUGCCAAACAGUCAAUGAUUGUGCUUGAAAACAAGAUUUCAGCUUGCUGAACUUCCAUCAAGUCAUUUGGAUUCGUUUGGUUGUGAAAAUAGCAUUCUCUAAAUGCAUUGAAAGAGCUGAUUUGGUACCAUUUCAGAAUCUUACACGCAGUUUUAUGACUUUUAUCUUCUUGUCUGGGAGUUCAAGAAUAUCAUUCAUUCCCGAUUUCAGUACUGUAUCUGGCUGGCAAUUGGCAUCCCCUCCAAAAGGAGAAAUCCAAGUAAAAGAUAAGUAGACAAUUACCUUGCAGGAGGAAAAAUUUUCCGGGGAAAGUGAUUUUCGGAGCGUUUGUUAGACGGGUCUCGUAGUUGGAGGAACAGUGUCCAUGUCGGCUGUAUAUGCAGGCUAAUCACAAUGUCAAGGGUGGGGCAUAUUGGACAAUAAUGCCAAUAAUGAUUUCUUGCUGCUGUUCCAUUUAGAAAUAUGUGCAUUUUGGUAGUCCUCUUGUUUCUUUAUACAUGAAGAUAAACGGAUCGAGGCUAUGAUUUGUUCAGAGGAUUAAAUUAUAUUCAGUCUUGAAAGUUUAAAGCAGGAGAAAAGUUUUCAACUGAGAUAAUGAGUAAGGAUUUGACGAAGGGGAAGCUAGACAGAGACUCUGUAACUGAAAAGGUUGUGGUUGCUGUCAAGGCAUCAAAGGAAAUUCCAAAGACUGCUCUUGUGUGGGCUUUAACUCAUGUUGUUCAACCUGGAGAUUGCAUUACGCUCCUUGUGGUUGUUCCUUCACAAAAUCCGGGUAAAAAGCUAUGGGGGUUCCCACGAUUUGCAGGAGAUUGUGCCAGCGGCCACAGAAGGUCGCAUGCUGGGACUACUUCAGAACAGAAAUCCGACAUAACAGAUUCCUGCUCCCAGAUGAUCCUUCAGCUUCAUGAUGUUUAUGAUCCAAAUAAGAUAAAUGUCAAGAUUAAAAUUGUGGCUGGAUCCCCCUUUGGUUCGGUAGCUGCGGAAGCAAGGAGAACUCAAGCUAAUUGGGUUGUGCUGGACAAACACCUGAAACAUGAGGAGAAGCGGUGCAUGGAAGAACUACAGUGCAACAUAGUGGUUAUGAAGAGAUCUCAACCUAAGGUUCUCCGCCUAAAUUUAGUUGGAUCACCUAAAAAGGAACCUGAAGCCACUGGAGCAUCAUCAUCCAAGCUGGAUCAGUCGUCUGGAAAAGAAGAAGCCAACAAGAAUGAUUCAUUGAUAUCUACCCGAGGUCUUCUUGUUACCCCAACAAGUAGUCCUGAAAUGUUUACAGCAACUGAAGCUGGAACUUCAUCGGUCUCAAGCUCUGAUCCUGGAACUUCACCUUUUUUUGUUACCGAGACAAAUAGUGACCUGAAAAAGGACAUAUUGUUAGCCACUAAACAAGAUCAAGAUCUUGAUGAAUCCAGUUCAGACACGGAAAGUGAAAAUUUGUCCACAACCUCGUCAAGCUUAAGAUUCCAACCAUGGGUAGCAGAUGUUGUCAAUUCACGUUGUCAGUCAUCUCUUUCGGAAGAAAGCACUGAGAGAUUAAAUAACAGGUCACAGAAUUCUACAACAAAGGCUUUGCUAGAAAAAUUCUGUAAACUGGAUGAAGAAGCUGCCUUUUGUUCGCCAAACUACAGGUCUAAUUUGGAUUUCAGUGGAAAUGUGAGAGAAGCAAUUUCACUGUCUAGAAAUGGACCACUUGGACCUCCUCCCUUGUGUUCAAUUUGUCAACAUAAAGCCCCUGUAUUUGGAAAACCUCCUAGAUGGUUCACCUAUGCUGAGCUGGAGCUUGCUACUGGAGGUUUUUCACAAGCUAAUUUUUUGGCUGAAGGAGGAUAUGGAUCUGUUCAUAGGGGAGUCCUUUCAGAUGGCCAGGUAGUUGCAGUUAAGCAACACAAACUGGCUAGUUCUCAAGGGGACCAAGAAUUCUGCUCUGAAGUUGAAGUACUUAGCUGUGCUCAGCACCGUAAUGUUGUUAUGUUGAUUGGAUUCUGUAUUGAGGAUGGCAGAAGGCUUCUAGUUUAUGAAUACAUCUGCAAUGGAUCUUUGGAUUCUCAUCUUUAUGGACGACAUCAUGAUCCUUUAGAGUGGUCUGCUCGGCAGAAAAUUGCUGUGGGAGCUGCAAGAGGGCUAAGAUAUCUUCAUGAAGAGUGCAGAGUAGGUUGCAUUGUUCACCGAGAUAUGCGGCCAAACAACAUUCUCCUUACUCACGACUUUGAACCACUGGUUGGAGAUUUUGGUCUGGCUAGAUGGCAACCUGAUGGAGACACAGGUGUUGAAACUAGAGUAAUUGGAACAUUUGGGUACUUGGCUCCUGAAUAUGCUCAAAGUGGUCAAAUCACUGAUAAGGCUGAUGUUUACUCAUUUGGAGUGGUGUUAGUGGAGCUAGUCACUGGUAGAAAAGCAGUGGAUCUUAACAGGCCCAAGGGCCAGCAGUGUCUCACGGAAUGGGCACGUCCACUGUUGGAUGAAUAUGCGAUUGAUGAACUUGUCGAUCCUCGUCUAGGAAACCAAUAUUCAGAACAUGAGGUUUACUGCAUGUUGCAUGCUGCAUCUAUGUGCAUAAGGCGUGAUCCUCAUACGAGACCUCGCAUGUCACAGGUGCUUCGGAUGCUGGAGGGCGACAUAAUUAUGGACCCAUCUCAGAUGUCAGCACCAGGAUAUGAUGUUGGCAGCCGGAGUGGAAGAAUUUGGGCACCUCAGUUUCAACAUCAACAAUAUAGUGGGCCAAUUAUGAAGGAGACAUUGGAGGGAAUAAGUGGAAAGCUCUCACUGGAAGAGAGAAGACCUGCUUUCUAGGAGAGGGAUAAAACAAGAACUCCAUUUGAAGAAUACUUCCUGCGACAAGCUUUGUAAAUUGCUUCCUGCGACAAGCUAUGAUUUCAAUGCAAAUAGAUACUUCCAUUUUUUGUUCUUGCGGAAUCCAAUCAAAGCAAUGCUAUCUAGAUUUUGACUUUUGUACAGAAGCAAGUUAGCAGUCUUGAAGUUUUGUAAUCAAAAUGGAUCUUAAAAAUGAUUGAAGAUCAAAAGAUGAGAACUACUAUGCCUA
Messenger RNA from Coffea eugenioides, 3759 nucleotides. Its product is annotated as inactive protein kinase SELMODRAFT_444075. The transcript has 10 exons. Gene Ontology annotation, biological process: protein phosphorylation. Lineage: Eukaryota; Viridiplantae; Streptophyta; Magnoliopsida; Gentianales; Rubiaceae. The coding region runs from base 1317 to 3509 and encodes 730 amino acids. Gene Ontology annotation, molecular function: protein kinase activity; ATP binding. The record is from RefSeq and is a predicted model, not a curated record.